This is a messenger RNA of Paramecium sonneborni, 663 nucleotides long. Lineage: Eukaryota; Ciliophora; Oligohymenophorea; Peniculida; Parameciidae. The record is from the annotation of a GenBank genome assembly.
AUGGGUAAUGGAGCCUGUCAUUAAUAAGUUCCUUCUAUAGAUGAGGUAAAUUUGGUAGCUAGAAACUUUAAAUAAUAAUUUGAACCUUCUUGCGAAAAUAAAUAUAUGCUACCUCUAUUGAAUUCAUAAUGUCAAAGUCCAUCUAAACCAAGUAUUGAAUCAAAGAAUCCAACUAUUGCCAGAUUAGAGGAAGAUGAAUUUGAAAUUUCAAUUACUAAUGAAGAUAAAUAGAUUGAGGAAGAUUUAUCACCUGUCAGAAAUACUAAAUUAUCUAGAGCAUAGUCUCCUACAAAACUCAUCAAAACUAAACAGCAUUACAAAUAAGAAGAAGUUUAUUUUUUGGAAUUGUUGAAAUAAGAUAAAACAAAUCUUACUAGAAGAAAAUCUGCAGAUAGAUAAUUAAGUCCCGUCAAAGUUAUACAUACAGGUUCAAAGAAACAUAAUACAGCAUUAUUAAUUAAUAGUCCUAAUUAAAGAUCAAAUCAACUUAUCAAAAUGAAUCGGUUAUCUUGUUAACUUGAUGAAGCUGUCAUUAUAUCUAUUGAACCUAAAUCUAUUUUAAAAUCUAUUGGAUCAGAAAAAUCUCUAACCAAUUCUCAAAAAAGUAAAACCAAUAGUUAAAAAAGAGUAAGAUUUGGUAUGGUUUAUCGAUAAUAUAAAUGA